AUGGUCGUCGAAAUUCGUCCAUCGGCAUCAGAUUUUGCGAGGCUGGGUAGUGUUGCUCUCGCCUCCAGCGCUUUCGCUUAUAAGAGCACAUAUAAAUCGAACACUGCAGUUGCUGCUACUACAACCACCGGCGCUACAACCGCGGCGGCGGGCGCGGGGUGCGCGGCGUCGGCGCUGGAGGGGUUCGCGUGGUCGGCGGCGCUGGGGUCCACUGGACUCACGCUGCAUUGGCGCGCAGUGGACUCGUCGCGCCUCGCCUUGGCGCUGGAAGCGGCGGGCGGCAGCGCGGCGGCGGCGGGGUGUUUCGCCGUGGGGUGGUCGGCGACGGGCCGCAUGGCGGCGUCCGACGCCGUGGUGGGCAAUCUGGCGGGCGGCGCCGCCGUCCAGGCGGUGUACAUGAGCGGCACGGCGCAGAGCGACGUUCAGCCCACAAGCAGCUUCGAUAUCGGCAACGCGCAGCUCGCCACGUCACCCUCGGGAUCCACCAUUCUCACGUUCAACCGCACGGCAGGAGACGGGUCGGUGCCGGUGAGCGUGCAGGGCAGCAACACGCUCGUGUGGGCGCACUCCGCCGAUGGCUCGCAGUCCCUCGGCUUCCACGGCGACUAUGAUGGCGCGCUGCAAGUGGACUUCGCGUGCUCCUCUGCCUCGUCCGGAGGGGGAGGGGGUGGCGGCACUGGUGGGGACGCGGGGGGAGGCACUGGCGGAGGUGGGGGCGACUAUGGGGGUGACUACAACGGGGGGAACAACGGGGGUGAUUACAGUGGUGGUAACGGCGGCGGUGAUUAUAACGGGGAGAAUGGAGCGGACUAUAACGCGGGAGGUGGCAGCGGCGGUGGGGGGAGUGGUGGCGGCGGAGGUAGCAGUGGUGGGGGGGUAGGAGGCGGAGGAAGGGGAGGCGGUAGGGGGGACUGCAGGAGAGGGCCUGGGGGCGGACAGGGGGGACCUGGUGGCGGACAGGGGGGGCCUGGGGGCGGUCAGGGCGGACCUGGGGGCGGACGAGGCGGGCCAGGGGGCGGGCAAGGGGGGGCUGGUGGGGGACAGGGGGGAUUUGGGGGCGGACAGGGCGGACCUGGCGCUGGUGGGGGGCAAGGGGGAGCUGGGAGCGGACAGGGGGGAAGUGAGGGCAGCAACGGUGGUGACUACAGCAAUGGGGGGAGCUACAGCGGCGGAGGCAACACAGGCGGACAAGGUGGUUUCUACAGCGCUGCAGGAGGAGGAGGAGUGGGGGGGGCUGGUGGUGGUGGUGCUGCUGGUGGGGGCUGUGGGGGAGGGCAAGGGCAAGGCGAGGGACCUGGGGGACAGGGGGGAGCUGGGGGAGGGCAGGGCGGACCUGGGAGCGGGCAGGGGGGAGCUGGAGGCGGGCAGGGCGGACCUGGGGGUGAUUAUGAUGGGGGGAGCAAUGGCGGGGACUACGGUGCUGGUAAUGGCGGUGGUGACUAUAGCGGGGGGAAUGGAGGGGACUACAACACUGGCGGUGACUAUAGCGGGGGGAACACUGGAGGAGGCUAUGGUGGUGGCAAUGGUGGUGACUAUAACGGGGGCAGCAAUGCUGACUACAGUGGGGACUAUAGCGGAAGGAUGGGCGGCAGUCAGGGCGGCCCAUCUGGGGGUGUGAGUGGCGGGGGAGGCAUGGGCGGUGGUGCUGCUGGCGGUGGCAUGGGAGGGCCUGGGGGGAUGGGAGGGGGCGGGGGAAUGGGAGGGCCUGGCGGCAGCAUGGGCGGCGGGGGGGGGAUGAGGGGAGGGGGGGGUAUGGUUGGAGGUGGAGGCAUGGGAGUGGGAGGCAUGGGGGGAGGUGGGGGGAUGGGGGGAGGAGGCAUGAGGGGAGGCGGCAUGGGAGGUGGCGGCAUGGGAGGAGGCGGCAUGGGAGCUGGCGGCAUGGGAGGAGGCGGCAUGGGAGCUGGCGGCAUGGGAGCUGGCGGCAUGGGAGGAGGCGGCAUGGGAGGUGGCGGCAUGGGAGGUGGCGGCAUGGGAGGUGGCAGGCCUUAA
Messenger RNA from Closterium sp. Yama58-4, 1989 nucleotides. NCBI's taxonomy places the organism in Eukaryota, Viridiplantae, Streptophyta, Zygnematophyceae, Desmidiales, Closteriaceae. The record is from the annotation of a GenBank genome assembly.